UCAACCAUUCACGAGAAAAAAUUACAGGAGUUAUCGUUCCAGUUGUUGUUACAGUUCGGUUGUUAGGUCCCAGGCUUCUGUGCGAGGUCAAAGUAAUAUGGCGGCUAAUGUUUAUGUUGUGAUUUUUGUUUCAUUGUUUUAGGGCGAAUUUCUCUUUUGAGAUGAUAAUUAAUGGUUGAAUUUUUCCAUGGAUGAGUAUUUAAAGUCUGGGACUUUGAAUUUCAAGCCAAGGCGGAUCAAAAAUCAAAAUAUUGUGUGGAAAUUACAUCAAAGAGCGACCGGAGCUCUCAGACCACCAGGUACUCAAGUUCAUCAGGCAAGAUCUUUUAACCAAAAUAUUUUCCCUAACUUCACUAUUGUUAAUGUCGAAAAACCCCCUUGUUAUCUACGAAAGUUUUCCCCAGAUGGAAGACACUUUGUUGCAUUUUCGCUCGAUCAACAUUCCUUGGAAAUUUAUGAAUUCCAAGGAGCAAGCGCUGCAGGCGAAAUGUUGGCUGCACAACGUAUUGACUCUGCUUACUUUCGCAGUAACUUGUUUCAAAAAUUCUUUCGGUUGCGUGCGGUCACUACUAUUGCGCCAAACAAUGAGCAUCUCAAUCGUGAAUGUAGUCUGUUUACAGAUGAUGGCCGAUAUGUCAUUGUUUGUAGUGCAUUUCAACUGCCCGAGGAUCCGCAUCCAUUUUUUUAUGAUGUGUAUCGAAAUAACGAAUCGGUGACACCCCAUCCCCAGCGAUGUGCUCUAGAAGACUAUACAUUGCACUUGAUAGAUCUAUAUACUGGUACACUGUCCGACUCUCGGUCAUUCAAAUGUGAUAAGAUAUUUUUGUCGCACAAUCAAGGCUUAUACUUGUAUAAAGACCUUUUAGCCGUCUUAUCUGUUCAACAUCAGACGAUACAUAUUUUCCAAGUAACCUCUGACGGUCAGUUCAUUGAUGUCAGGACCAUUGGUCGUUUUUGCAAUGAGGAUGACGAGAUGAUGGUGGCCAUGGUCAGGUUGCAGGACAACCGCCCCGUCAGACCGUACAACGAGAAAUGCAUAAAUGGCUUGAAGCAUCGUUUGCUUGUCUUUUUGUGGCGAAGAGCUCGGAGUAUCGGCACUCCUUUAGCAAUAAGACGAUUUUAUCAGCAUUUUGAUCUCUUUCGGAAUUUGAAAAUGUGGAAAAUGCAACUGCUCGAUGAAGAUCAUAUGUUCAUCAAAUACGCCAGUGAGGACGUCGUCACGCUUCGUGCAAACGAUCCCAAUUCGCAGCCUUCUUUUUUCGUCAUCUACGACAUGAAGAGCACGAAGAUUGUUGCGGUGUAUGAAAACACGUCCGAGGAAUUGUUAGACUUAUUCGAGCAGUUUUGUGAUCAUUUUAGAAAUGCAAUGCUACACAAUAUAGCUCAGUUCACGUGCUCUGCGUCUAGUAACAUCCACGCUCGGCAGAUUCUCAGAAGAUUCAAACACACGAUCAUCAAUGCCAAAUAUGGUGGGCAGACGGAGGCAGUGAAGCGCCUCUUGGCGCAACUACCAAUCAGUUCUCAGUCUUACAGCAGUAGCCCGUAUCUUGAUCUCUCCUUAUUUAGCUACGAUGACAAGUGGGUGUCGGUAAUGGAGAGACCGAAGGCCUGUGGAGAUCAUCCGAUCAGAUUCUAUUCCCGUGAAUCAGGUUUACUUAAGUUCAAGAUACAUGCAGGAUUUCUGGGUCGGCCUUCUCCUCCCUCUGCAAGACGUCUUGUAGCCUUCACCUUUCAUCCUUUCGCUCCAUUUGGCAUCUCAGUACAGCGAACUAACGCCGAAUAUGUUGUAAACUUUCACAUCAGACACCAUGACGGCUCAAAGGAGCAUAUGUGAAAGUCCUCGUAUGUGGCGUAGUUUACCAUUCAAGGUGGGAUCGAAAUAGAUCGUGAUGGAUUUUUGAUAGCAAUAUAUUUCCACUGGUUUUUGACUCUUACUUGCCAAACUGAGAAUGGGAAAGUAUCUGCAAGCUCUCUCUAUUUGAUUGCCAUUAAGUCAUGUCAUGUUUGGCAUUGUGAAUGAAGAAUUUUAUGUCGCUUCUACGGAAAUCAUUUGAUCUGUAUAUUUUAUGUAUUUUUCUCACUUUUUACAAUUACUGUUAAUUUAUAUAGAUAAUGUAUUUAUUCAAGGCAGCCUGGAAACUAUGUGGCUUUAUUCAUCAAAUAUCUGUGUUGCUAUAGUAAGUUAAAAUAUUUAUGUAAAUUUGUCGACGUUUUGA
Messenger RNA from Xenia sp. Carnegie-2017, 2216 nucleotides. RefSeq names its product DET1 homolog. Bases 188 to 1834 code for a protein of 548 amino acids. Gene Ontology annotation, biological process: positive regulation of proteasomal ubiquitin-dependent protein catabolic process; protein ubiquitination. Gene Ontology annotation, molecular function: ubiquitin-like ligase-substrate adaptor activity; ubiquitin protein ligase binding. Gene Ontology annotation, cellular component: cullin-RING ubiquitin ligase complex; nucleus. The record is from RefSeq and is a predicted model, not a curated record. NCBI's taxonomy places the organism in Eukaryota, Metazoa, Cnidaria, Anthozoa, Malacalcyonacea, Xeniidae. The transcript is spliced from 2 exons.